Eruca vesicaria subsp. sativa (arugula) is the source of this 594-nucleotide messenger RNA. Lineage: Eukaryota; Viridiplantae; Streptophyta; Magnoliopsida; Brassicales; Brassicaceae. The record is from the annotation of a GenBank genome assembly.
AUGCCCAACAUGACGACACUAAACCAGCUGUUUGAUCUGCCGGGGCAGAUUUGCCAUGUCCAGUGUGGUUUUUGCAACACAAUUUUGCUGGUAAGUGUACCGUUCACGAGCCUGUCAAUGGUGGUGACUGCGGGGAAAGAGGAGGCUGCAGCUACAACAGAUGGUGUGGAAGAAGAAGCAUGUAAGGUGAAUCAGGAGAAGGAGAACAGUCCAACGACUUUGGUCACAUCUUCAGACAAUGAAGAUGACGAUAGAGAUGUGUCUCGUGUUUACCAAGUUGUCAACAAACCACCUGAGAAACGACAACGAGCUCCUUCGGCUUACAAUUGCUUCAUCAAGGAAGAGAUCAGGAGGUUAAAGGCUCAGAAUCCAAGCAUGGCUCACAAAGAAGCUUUCAGCUUAGCUGCCAAAAAUUGGGCCAAUUUCCCUCCAGUGCAAAACAAGAGAGCUGCCUCAGAUCAAUGUUUUUACGAGGAUGAAAACACUGCAUUACUAUCAUGCAAUGCUCUUCAGGACCAUGAAGAAAGCAAUAAUGGUUUCAGAGAGAGAAAGGCUCAAAGGCAUUCCAUUUGGGGGAAAACUCCGUUUGAGUAA